AACUCCCUGCAACAUAUAUAUCGUCAUCGAGUGGCCCGCAUCCGGUAUACCGCGGCGCAAGCCUUUUCACCCCACAUAUAGCAUGGCUCCCCCUUCGGUCAUGAAAUUCGUCCGUUCCUCGGACGGCACACCCAUCUAUGCGGAGGCCACGGGCUCUUCCCGGAACCUGCACGUCGUGCUUGUUCACGGCUUCAGCCUUAGUGGUGUCGUGUUCGACGAGUUCUGCGCGGACCAGCGGUUGCUUGACGAGCUCUACAUCGUCCGCUACGAUAUUCGCGGGCACGGCCGCAGCGGGAAGCCUGAGACUGCAGAGAGCUACGUGUCAAAACUGUAUGCCGACGAUUUCAAAGCCGUGCUGGACGCAUUCUCUCUGGUGAAGCCAGUCCUUGCCGCAUGGAGCAUGGGUGGCACGGUGGCCACGGACGUGGCCACAUACCUGCCGCCAGGAACCAUAUCCGGUCUCUUAUUCAUCGCCGCAAUCCCCUGCGCUGGGCCAUUCGUGGCGCAAUUCGGCACCGACGAAGUGCUGGCUGCCCUAAGCGGCUGCCUGGAAACCGGAUCCAUCGCCUCGAACCAAGCCGCCUACUGGAAGUUCGUCGACUUGCUGUUCGUCUCUCCCGAGACGACGCCGUUCGCUCUCAAGUGCCUGUAUAACGGACAUGCGGUCUCGCCCAAGAUCAUGAGGCACGUGUGCGAGCGCGAGCAGGACAUCGAGAAGCUGUGGGAGGCUGGGAGGGAGGGUCUGCCGCUGUGUUUGCUCAAGGGCACUGUGGACGCGCAGAUCAAGUUGGACAAGGUCGAGGAGCUAAUGAAACCGCAUUUUCAGGAGGAUAAAUUUGAGGUAAGAGUUUUGAAGGGCGGCGGGCACUCGCUGCAUGUGGAGACCAAGGAAGAGCUGAUGUGGAACUUCUUGGAGUUCGCGAAGAGAGUCGGGGGAAAGGACUAUGGGAGUUAGAAGGCCAGACUGAUGACUAGGCGCCUAGCGUCUCGCUGUCAAAGAAUGACUAGGAUUGUAGGAACGGGUCAACUAUGAACGGCGUGGUACAUACUAUCGACGAACCGACAUACUGCGAAAUCAUCGGAGCAUGCGUCUUUUGAAGUCAGUCACAAGAUUGAAUAUUUGAAUUCCAAGGCUCAUGCUAGAUGAACGAAUUGAGCUUUGUUUUC
This is a messenger RNA of Heterobasidion irregulare TC 32-1, 1167 nucleotides long. RefSeq names its product Esterase/lipase/thioesterase. The coding region runs from base 83 to 955 and encodes 290 amino acids. The record is from RefSeq and is a predicted model, not a curated record. The transcript is spliced from 5 exons. NCBI's taxonomy places the organism in Eukaryota, Fungi, Basidiomycota, Agaricomycetes, Russulales, Bondarzewiaceae.